Molecule: messenger RNA, 2448 nt
Organism: Chondrus crispus (carragheen)
Lineage: Eukaryota; Rhodophyta; Florideophyceae; Gigartinales; Gigartinaceae
Exons: 1
Coding region: 1-2448 (815 amino acids)
Biological process (GO): Golgi to vacuole transport; retrograde transport, endosome to Golgi
Cellular component (GO): GARP complex
Molecular function (GO): syntaxin binding
Source: RefSeq, a predicted model, not a curated record
AUGGGCAGGCUCCCGUUGUUGAGAGGCUUCUUCUUGAAGGAGAUUAAGACAGAGCUGGCCAAGGAACUCAAGGUCGUCGACGCCUUGUAUGCAGCGUGUAACGAGGUCAAGAUUAGCGCGGAGCAAGCGCUUACGUUGAUAACAAUUAUUCGAAAUUAUCGCCAAGCUGAUGCGGACGAGGAGGAGGACGUCAGUGCACUCUUGCGAGACGUCCAUGACGAUUUUGAAGAGAUGCUCGCCUCUGCAGUAGAUCGUUUCCUUGGCUCGUUCAAGAUGUCGCACGAGACCGGCUUGAGUGCUGGUUUUGUCGUCAUUACGCCUAUGGAAUUGCUGACGGAGCAGACCUGCUUUGAUGAGUUCAAGGCCGCUCUGAAGUUUGGGGAACAAGUUCGUAGUUUGGAGGAAGCCGCCACACAACUCGAGGCCAUGUUUUCGUUGGAGAAGAGGAGCAGCUUGCUUCGUGCGAAAAUCUCGGAACGCCAUAAUGCCUUUCUCUCCUCGUUUCACAGGGCCCAUAUCGAGACGCUCACACGAACAGUCAAAGCUGACAAAUGGCAGGAAACUCGUUCACCGAAAGGAGCAUUGCGUCUUUUGGCCUCUCUAGUGGAUGACGGCUCUGGAAAAGAAGAUGCGCAGCUACACGAGAGCGGGAACAGAAUAGAGCAGGCACCAAACGGCGUGCUAGCACCCCAGCCUCGUGACGGACUUGAUGGAACUGUUGUGAUUGGGGAAGCGACAUUUAAGACGGUUACCUCAGGUAUACGCUAUUUGCGAUCCGUUUGCGCAUACACGCUCCUUGCAGAGAAGUCACCACGGCUGGCGUCUGAGAUCGCACGAAAAGCUACGGAGUUUUCACGGCUCUUCAAUUCUCUUGUCGGAAAGGCAAUUCUUGGUGCAGCAGCGCUACAAUGGUCUGGUUUGCGAUCCAUCACCGCUCGACAUUUGUCUCUGGCCUCGCGAACAGUUGCCAUGGCUGCUGCAUUGGCAGACCGCAUCGACAAACCCCUCGCCAAAGCACUAUCGGCGUCCCAAGUUGGUGUAGUACUUCCUCUCAUUCAGAGGGCGGAGAAAGACUUGCGAGACCAUCACGGCCAACUGCUCGCAAAGAUAUUGACGAUUAUGAUGGACCGCCUAGAGGCGCACGAGGCCGUGCUGAAGUCACUUCCAUGGGAAAAGUUUAUGGAAAUGAAGCGCUUUGAUAUGCCUAGUGCAUAUAUCACAACGCUUGUCAAAGAAGCGACUGUGUUGCAUCGCAUAUUGUGGUCAAUUUUACCAACGACGGAGGUUUGCGACAUAUUCACACGUGUUUGUGCUGCGUACGGUAGUCACUUAACAGAAGCGUAUAGCUCACUGGAUGGCGGGAAAGAGUGGGUCCGGUCUCGCGUUGCGGAAGACGUUUCUUGUAUGCAUGACCGCCUGUUGCUGCUGGACGUUUUUAAAACAAAUCCCGACGCAUUCGGACCAGUCCGCAAACUCUACACCCGCUUCGCGAAAGAGCUCCAAGAAUCAGCACCAAACAAGCAAGGAAACAGUAAGACUGGACGAUCGUUUAUUCGUUCACAACAAGACCAAACUGAUAAGCCUUCCGCUGUGAAGCUUUUAAAGCCUGCAGACCGGACCACGGAUGCGACCGAAGAAGCUGCCAAUCAGCCAAAACAUCCACUCUCGUCUAAGGAUAACGCAAACUCUGGAGACUUUCUCACGCCUGCAAAACCUCAAGAUGUGAGUAAGGCAAGCGUAAAAACCGAAGACGCUAGGGAAAGUCCCGGAAAAGCUGGAAUAGCAGAUGGUUCCAUACCUGAUGCACGGGCCGAAGAAAAAGUAGAAGAUGACAAGUUACAGGCACGAAACGAGGAAUCAGAAAACAGUAGUACCAGUGCUGUUGCGGAGCCAGCAAAUAAUUCCUCACCUGAUGCAGGUGUCGAAGAAAAGGUACACCAUAAAGAAUCACAGGCAAGAAACGAGGAUUUAGGAAACAUCAGCAACGGCGUUGCGGAACCAGCUAAAAUAUCUAAUCUGUUGGAUUCCGAGGUACAGAGUGAGGACAAGGGCAUGGUCGCGGGUGAGCAGUUCGGCUCUGACGAUGAAACCCAGACAACGUGCGCGUCUAUUGUCGUAGAUGAAAAACCACUUCCUCAAUCUGCGGGCUCGCCUUCGCAACAUGUCGCGGAAAGUCGUGCUCCGUAUGACGAGUCUGAAUCCAAGUCCAGGACUACAACUCUGUCGGCAGAGCAACGGCAGCUAAACGAGGUAAUGGGACUGCCUGAUGGGGGUGUCUCUGAUGAAACCAAGAUGGAAACUAGAGAGCAAGAAGACGUUACUGAAUUAACGACUAACGAUACAAAGAUCGUCUCUAAUGGCCGGCCUUUAGAACCGUCUCCCGCACAAGUUCCUGAAGGGGACCUACUUGGCCUCGGAGACGAUGAUCCAAACACGGCGGGGCGAUAG